AUGGGUGCCCGGUGGCUGCGCUGUCUUUUCCUGGGCUGCUGCCUGGCGGGGCGCUGGGGGGUCUGGGCGCAGAGACCCCCGGCCGGCGAGUACUGCCACGGAUGGAGAGACGCGCAGGGCAGGUCCCACGCAGGAUUCAUUUGCCCGGAACGCUUCGACACUCCGGACGCCACCAUCUGCUGCGGUUCCUGCGCUUUGCGCUAUUGUUGCGCCGCCAGCGAGGCGCGCUUGGAGCAAGGCGGGUGCGCCGACGACCCCGAGCCGCAGCCCCCGGCGGGCAGCGCGCAGCCCACCUACAUCCCUUUCCUCAUCGUUGGCGCCAUCUUUGUUGCCUUCAUCCUCGUGGGGUCUUUCGUCGCCGUGUAUUGCUGCACCUGCCUCAGGCCGAAGCCCACCUCGCAAGCCCCUGCCCGGUUCUCUCUAGGAAGCUACCAGAUGGAGGCCAUACCCAUGAUCCUCGGCUCAGCCAAUCUGCGCGUUCCCUCAAGACCCUCCAGUCCCGCGACCAUCUCCGCUUGCCCAUCGGAUUCCCUCUGCCAUUUCCCUCUUGUCAGGCCGGAACGAGGGAGCCGGGAGAUGCCUUCACCGCCACCGUACACGGCAGGUGGCUUGCCAACGGGCCAUUCUCUCAACCUCUCUCAGUCAUCUGGAUUUGCGGUGUCGACCACACCCUAG
This is a messenger RNA of Thamnophis elegans (Western terrestrial garter snake), 675 nucleotides long. It is a transcript of the gene SHISA3, whose product is annotated as shisa family member 3. Bases 1 to 675 code for a protein of 224 amino acids. The record is from RefSeq and is a predicted model, not a curated record. NCBI's taxonomy places the organism in Eukaryota, Metazoa, Chordata, Lepidosauria, Squamata, Natricidae. The transcript has 2 exons.